Molecule: messenger RNA, 329 nt
Organism: Closterium sp. NIES-67
Lineage: Eukaryota; Viridiplantae; Streptophyta; Zygnematophyceae; Desmidiales; Closteriaceae
Source: the annotation of a GenBank genome assembly
GCUGCUAGGGUUGGUGGAGAGCUACCGCGUGGGCGGGCUGGAGGGAUUCCAGGAGGUGGACGACCCGAUCUACCCGGGCGGAGCGUUCGAUCCACUGGGGUUGGCGGACGACCCCAAGGCGUUUGCGGAACUGAAGGUGAAGGAGCUGAAGAACGGGCGGCUGGCGCAGGUGUCGGUGCUGGGCUUCUUCGUGCAGGCCAUCGUCACCGGCAAGGGGCCCCUCGAGAACCUCGCGGACCACCUCGCCGACCCCGCCGCCAACAACGCCUGGGCCUACGCGCAGAACUUCGUCCCCGGUGCUUAGAGCGGAGCGAGGAGCGCUCCCGGGC